GGAAAGCAGCACGAGUAGAACUUAAUUCAGAUAAACACACAUGGCUUUGAAGCGUAUUAAUAAGGAACUUCGGGACUUGGAGCGUGACCCACCAUCAUCUUGCUCAGCCGGCCCUACAGGUGAUGAUAUGUAUCACUGGCAAGCUACCAUCAUGGGGCCCGAAGAUAGUCCUUACCAAGGCGGUGUCUUCUUCCUUGCUAUUGCAUUUCCCACUGAUUACCCUUUCAAGCCCCCAAAGGUCAACUUCACCACCAAAAUCUAUCAUCCCAACAUUAAUAGCAACGGCAGUAUCUGUCUUGAUAUUCUCAAAGAUCAGUGGUCGCCAGCCUUGACCAUCUCAAAGGUCUUAUUGUCGAUUUGUUCACUAUUAACUGAUCCCAAUCCGGAUGAUCCUCUAGUCCCUGAACUUGCUCAUAUGUACAAGACUGAUCGCCCUCGUUACGAAGCAACGGCAAGAGAUUGGACAAGAAAGUAUGCUAUGUAAAGGUGUGAACGGUCGCAUUCAUUAUGAUUUUACCCGAGGUUUUUAUCGUGGUUGAUGUUUUAUGCUCGUCCUCUGUACGAUCAUGCUUGUACUUCUUCCUUUUUUCUCUUGGCAUUUCGA
This is a messenger RNA of Umbelopsis ramanniana AG, 604 nucleotides long. RefSeq lists its product as uncharacterized. Lineage: Eukaryota; Fungi; Mucoromycota; Umbelopsidomycetes; Umbelopsidales; Umbelopsidaceae. The transcript has 5 exons. Gene Ontology annotation, molecular function: ubiquitin conjugating enzyme activity. Gene Ontology annotation, cellular component: nucleus. The record is from RefSeq and is a predicted model, not a curated record. Gene Ontology annotation, biological process: protein polyubiquitination. The coding region runs from base 41 to 484 and encodes 147 amino acids.